UCAAGAUGGUGUCCAUCCAGAAACAAUCUGUGGUCUGUGUCAUGAUGGCUUGGCAAGCACAGUGGUCCUCCUUGACCGUCGGGUGGAUGGCCAGCAGCAAAUCAGAUCUCUCAUGGAGGCAGGGAAGAUAGCAGCUGCUGCUGGAGAAGCUAACUCUUUAGCCAACCUCCAUCUUCAUGACAAUGGCUUUUUUGAUCCAUUGGAUGAUGCUGCAUCAGGGAGUAAGGAAGAGAAGCUGUAUGAGGCCCAGCACCCACUGAGGGCGGCUGCUGUGGUGACGCGGCGAUGUCGUGGAAGGCCAAAGAAAGGCCAGCAGAAAGUGAAGACGAUCUCAGAGCCGAAGACUGAAGACGCAGCAGCAGAAGGCCGGCCUCGCCGCAAGACAACCCUGCCUUCCAGAUGGCAACUUCAUCCUUCGUGGCAUCGACAGCCUCAGCAACAUCAAGGCUCUGGACAGCAUCAAGCAACAACAAACUCUGCUGCUCCCGCAAACUUCCAUGUUUGUGACUGCCAAAGACUCAGGCAACUUCCUCAUGGGCGCCGCUGACGCUCAGGGACUCGAAUUUUCAUCCAUCAAGAUGGAUGAAAUCACACAUAACUUUACAUCCAUAAAGAUGGAUGAAAUCUCGGAGCAUAACCUGUCGUCCAUCAAAAUGGAUGAAAUCUCGGAGCACAACCUGUCGUCCAUCAAGGUGGAUGAAAUCACUCAUCAUAACCUGGCAUCCAUCAAGAUGGAUGAAAUCCCGCAGCACGACCACUACGCAGGGAUCCCUGAUGCAAUGCGGACCAACGAUGUCAAUUUUGGCUACCCCGUCUUGCCGUCAACGUCUGUCGUGGGCAUCAAUUAUGCCGUGAUGUUGCCGUCUGCUCUCAACGACGGCAUGCAACGGACACAGUCGUCCCAGGGGGACUUUCAUCAGCAGCAACAGUCGUCCCAGGGGGACUUUAUGCAAGAGCAACAGUCGUCUCAGGGGGACUUUAUGCAAGAGCAACAGUCGUCCCAGGGGGACUUCAUGCAAGAGCAACAGUCGUCCCAGGGGGACUUCAUGCAAGAGCAACAGUCGUCCCAGGAGAAUUUUUUACAUCAACAAGAAUCGUCCCAAAGAGACUUUUUGCAGCAGCAACAGUCGUCCCAAGCAAGCUUUAUGCAUCAACAGCCCUCCCAAGUGAACUUUUUACAAUCGUCUCAAGGUAACGCGACACAACAGCAAGAACGAUCUUCAUUUCUUGAUACGUCCUGCCUAGUAGAACCCUUGUCGCUGCUCAGCACAGAACUGCAGAACCCACAUUUUCAGGACAAUAAAUUAGACCUUCACCACAGCGAAUCAGAAAUAGGCGAGUUCUCUUAUGAAGACCAAGCGCUGUCCCAACACCUGCACAAAACCACGUCCCAGACUCAGCGCCUGACAGUCAAGCCGCCCCUGCUGCAGGCGCCGGCGCAGGGGGCCCAAGGGGGUAAGGCGGCGGCCUGCAAGGAUGAGGACCUCAGCAAGGCCCCCCAGCUGCGGGUGCCCGGGCCCAUAAGGGUGCCAGGGCCCCGCAGGAAGGCCCGUCACAAGUGCCCCAUCUGCGCCAAGUUGUUUGUGAAGGAAGGACGCUUCAGGAACCACGUCGCCAAGCACGGGGCAGCGUUGGUGCAGUGUUUGGACUGCAAACAGAAGUUCACCAGUCAGAAGCUGCUGUAUGUGCACCAGCAGGAGCACCAUCACUCUGGCGUGGGCAUCGUGGAGGCCGGGGCGGGCGGCGGCCGGAGCGUCGACACGAAGCUGCACUGCAAGAAAUGCCCCGACGAGCGCUUCACGUCAGUCGCUGACUACGAGAGCCAUAUCAACACAGCUCACACAGGCGCGUUGCGACGCCACGCCUGCCCUCUGUGUGACAAGAAGUUCCUGUAUGACUACAGCCUACGCAGCCACACAGAGCUGUGCCACACACAGCCUGACCAGGAGUCAUGUGGCAGUGGCAUGUGGCGGCGGCACACAUGCCCGGAGUGUGGCGAGGUGUUCCGCCACCUCAGCUCACUGGCAUACCACCGUGAGAGCUGCCACACCAGCGGCCGCGUCUUCGUGUGCGCCACAUGUGGCGUCGUCUUCAAGCACCGCCAGCUGCUGCAGCGCCACGCCGCCGUCCACUCGCACCUCAGACCAUACAAGUUCCGUGACUCGGUGGCAGGCGAGGCGUUCGAGCAGCUGGUGGAUGGAGCUGCCACCGCUGACGCUGCCACCGCUGAUGCUGCCACCGCUGAGCCCAGCAUCGUGGUGGCCGCUGAGGACCAGCCGCUGCCACCUGCACAGCUGCCGCUGUCCAUCAACAUCGAGAUCUUGGAACAGGGUGACUUGGGGGAGGGGUGA
Molecule: messenger RNA, 2351 nt
Organism: Hyalella azteca
Lineage: Eukaryota; Metazoa; Arthropoda; Malacostraca; Amphipoda; Hyalellidae
Biological process (GO): regulation of transcription by RNA polymerase II
Cellular component (GO): nucleus
Molecular function (GO): DNA-binding transcription factor activity, RNA polymerase II-specific; RNA polymerase II transcription regulatory region sequence-specific DNA binding
Source: RefSeq, a predicted model, not a curated record